AUGUCCGACACAAGCCAGUCUCCUGCAUCCGCGACUAACGACAGUCUAGAAGACUCCGCGUCUCUGACACCGACAUUACAAGGCGAACACACCCUAAAACUCGUCGAUGUUCCAGUCCAGUGCAAUUUUGAGCAGCCGUAUAGCAAUGACACUGUCUUGAUCGUUGACUGGGACGGUCCAAAUGACUCCCAGAAUCCUAAAAACUGGAGCGCGAACCGCAAAUGGGCUGCGACCCUGAUUGUAGCAUCGUUUUCUUUUAUGAGUCCAGUUUCUUCCUCCAUGAUCGCUCCCGCGACUGGCCAAGUGGCUUCUACAUUCGGGAUUGACAACGACGCCAUAAAUGCACUCACAACAUCAAUCUUUGUGCUUGCGUACGCGUUCGGGCCCUUGUUUGUGGGCCCAAUGAGUGAGAUUUACGGUCGCUCACGCGUGUUGCAAUUGUCAAAUUUAUGGUAUCUUGCAUGGAAUCUUGCUUGUGGAUUUGCACAGACAGAAUCCCAGCUUCUUGCCUUCCGAUUCCUUGCUGGCCUUGGAGGCAGCGCGCCAUUAUCUAUUGGCGGCGGUGUUCUUGGUGAUUGCUGGCGACCAGAAGAAAGAGGAAGAGCGCUCGCUCUUUACUCUCUAGCGCCGAUGUUGGGAGCUGGCAUAGGGCCUCUCACAGGUGCCUGGAUUGCCGAACGCUCUACCUGGCGAUGGGUGUUUUGGUCUACAUCGAUUAUUGAUGCAGCUGUUCAAAUUCUCGGAGUUUUCUUGCUCCAAGAGACUUACGCGCCCCUUUUGUUGGAAAGGAAAGCAGAGCGCAUUCGCAGAUCGAUGGAUGCCGAAAAAGCGCCGUACAGAGAAAUCCGCACGGUUUUCGAUGGUCAAGAUCGCUCCUGGCAGACAAUCAUGGGCAAAGCACUCGUUCGCCCUUUCGCGCUCUUUUUCCGCGAACCGAUCGUGCAGAUACUCGGUGUUUACAUGGCGUACUUAUACGGGACACAUUAUCGCAAGUCAUUUUUGUUUUCCUCCACCUCAGUCUUUCUGACGACCAUACCAUCGAUAUUUCAGGGUGUAUACCAGCAGCCAGUAGGAAUUGCCGGCCUUCAUUACAUCGCACUUGGCGCAGGGUUGAUGGUGGCGGCACAAGUAAACGCGAGAACGCUGGACAAGGUUUAUGUUUAUUUCAAGAACAAGAAUGGUGGAGUUGGAAAGCCGGAAUUCAGAUUGCUUGCCAUGUUUCCCGGAACUCUGCUACUUCCAAUAGGGUGUUUGAUUGCAGGCUGGACUGCUCAAGCCCGUACUCAUUGGAUAUUUCCAGAUAUAGGCAUCUUGCUUGUAGGAGCAGGCUCCUUUAUCAGUUUCCAGUGUAUACAGGCCUACGUUGUUGAUUGCUUUACGCUUCAUGCCGCUUCCGCGCUGGCCGCCGUCUGCUGCCUGCGGUCACUAGCAGGCUUCGGAUUUCCCUUAUUCGCUCCAGCAAUGUAUGGCGCACUCGGUUUCGGCAAGGGAGAUACCAUUCUUGCAGCCGUAGCAAUCGUGAUUGGCUGUCCCGCACCCUGGAUAUUUUGGUAUUAUGGGGAGCGAAUACGCAACGGCAGUCGAUAUGCGCAAUCGUGA
Suillus paluster is the source of this 1599-nucleotide messenger RNA. Its product is annotated as MFS polyamine transporter. Gene Ontology annotation, biological process: transmembrane transport. Gene Ontology annotation, molecular function: transmembrane transporter activity. The transcript has 14 exons. The record is from RefSeq and is a predicted model, not a curated record. Lineage: Eukaryota; Fungi; Basidiomycota; Agaricomycetes; Boletales; Suillaceae. The coding region runs from base 1 to 1599 and encodes 532 amino acids.